Cylicostephanus goldi is the source of this 476-nucleotide messenger RNA. Lineage: Eukaryota; Metazoa; Nematoda; Chromadorea; Rhabditida; Strongylidae. The record is from the annotation of a GenBank genome assembly.
AUGUUUGAUGGUGGCCACUAUAGUAGCGAUGACGAUGACGAUGACGAUGAACUUCAUCUUUAUGGCAAUGAAAAUGCACCAGCUCAAGAUGUCGCAGUCGAAAACGUGAUUGACGAGGAUUCUGCGGAUGAAUUGGCUGCCUUGGAUGCUGCUGUUAACCAUAACAUUCGAAAUGGCGUCAGACAGUUUCUCCGAAUCUUAAGCCGAAGGGUUAGUGCCGGUAAUCGCGCUAUCAAUGUUGAGCAUGAUUCUUCCGAUGAAACAGGCGAUGAAGAUGAAGAACCCGAACAAGAAGCACACGAUGGCGAACCUAAUAGGAAUUUUGAUGUGCAUGAAUCCUCCAAGCAUCAGUAUUUGUUCAAACCAGCACAUGCCUCAGAAGAAGUUGAUAUGGGAGCUACGAUGUGGCUUCAGCCUGGGAAGGAACACCUUGUACCCUUCAUAAGUUGGGAUUUGGUUGUCUUACCAGGUUAGAA